AUAUUUAUGAAACGGAUGUUUGCAGAUAGCAGCUUAUGGGCUGGAAGGAAGAAGUACAGUAUUGCCACAUCUACUACAAACCCCAAACUCUGCACAGUUUGAUAUGGUUCUAGAUCAAUUGGUACUGAACCUCAACACUACUGAUGAUGAAAUACUAAUGGAAGUAAAGGAAACAACAGACAUCAGUGGCUUUAAGAAAGCUCGUUGGGCGAUGGACCUCAUUAUCUUUUCAUCUGAGCCGUUGAACGAAGAAGAAAAGGGUAUUGAAUUCUCCACAGAAAAGUCUCUGGAUGAUGAAAACACACCUGGAGUUUUUCAUCUGGACCAGAUAACCACAAAAUUGGCACGAACAACUAAGCAGGGAGGUUACAUGCAGUGGCGGCCUGUGAGUUACCUUAGUUCAGACCGGGAUAUUAACUUGUCCACUGACCCAAACAUUGAUGGCAACUUUACUUCACUGACGGAAAUCUCUAUUGCCCUGGAAGAGUCUUUGGCCUAUGCAGUGUUUGGGGAUAAAUUGGAAUCAGCAAUGACUGCCCAGACAAAAGUUUCUUUUGGCCAGAAGAAGGACAAAUUUUAUGCUGCAAAUAACUACACCACAUGGUAAGAAAGUUAUAAUUUGUUUGUUAAAA
This is a messenger RNA of Homarus americanus (American lobster), 632 nucleotides long. RefSeq names its product glycosylated lysosomal membrane protein B-like. The record is from RefSeq and is a predicted model, not a curated record. The coding region runs from base 104 to 607 and encodes 167 amino acids. Gene Ontology annotation, cellular component: lysosome. The transcript is spliced from 3 exons. NCBI's taxonomy places the organism in Eukaryota, Metazoa, Arthropoda, Malacostraca, Decapoda, Nephropidae.